AUGGAAGACUUACAGGUUGGAACCCAGAAAGCAGUGACAUCUGAAAUCAACCUUGAUUGGGUCAAUGAGCAUCAGCUAAGGUGCUUAGAAGAAAUGUUAAUUGUUAUGGGUGAAAAUGAAGUGCCUGGUGCAGAAACCAAGAGGAAUUGUCAUCUGAAUGAAAACAUCGAGAAAGGGCUGCUGCACUGAGCCUUCAGUGUUGUCUUGUUCAUCGCAGAAAAGAAGGAGAGAUCCAAUGCUAAACUAACUUUUCUCAGACAUUUUACUAACUCCUGUUCUAGUCACCCACAAAGCAAAUCUGCAGAACUAGAGGAAAAAGAUGCCCUGGGAGUAAGGAAGGCUGCCCUGAGAUGCCUGCAGGCGGAGCUGGGAAUUCCCCAGGAGCAGGUUUCUCCAGAGGACAUUGUGUUUAGGACAAGAUAUCAGUAUAAGGCAAAAUCUGAUCCAGUUUGGGGAGAACAUGAAAUUUGCUACUUUCUGAUUGUGAGGAAGGAUGUUAUUUGAAAUCCAGAUCCCAGUGAAGUCUUCAUCCUCCAGUUCCAGGAGGGACUGGAGGAGCUCCUGGAAAGGGGGGUCAGGGGCAAAGCAGGAAUCAUCCUUUGGCCAAGAACAAUCGCAGAGAAGUUUCUCUACAAGUGGUGGCCUCACUUAGAUGAUGUGACCCAGUUUGUGGAGGUUCAUAAAAUGUACAGAAUGUGAGAAGCAGUGAGAAGAAGCAUCAGUCAUAAACUGUGCUCCAGACAGACAGGAAGGGAGACCCAGGACUUA
Molecule: messenger RNA, 768 nt
Organism: Heterocephalus glaber (naked mole-rat)
Lineage: Eukaryota; Metazoa; Chordata; Mammalia; Rodentia; Bathyergidae
Product: isopentenyl-diphosphate delta-isomerase 2
Biological process (GO): isopentenyl diphosphate biosynthetic process; isoprenoid biosynthetic process
Cellular component (GO): cytoplasm
Molecular function (GO): isopentenyl-diphosphate delta-isomerase activity
Source: RefSeq, a predicted model, not a curated record